AUGCUCUACACCAAAGACGGCAACAAUUCUCUCAAGUGUGUGUUGAAGCAGCGCAUGGGAGACAACGACAUGGAUUCAGAUGACACCAUGGCGUUGUCUCAGCGCUCCUGCGAGCUUCCAACUAUGCAAUUUGUGGGAGGUGACCGGUACUUAUCAAGAGAUUUCAUUGACAGUUUCAUUGGUAAGUCCUUUGUUGUCUUAACUAAUUCUUUGCAAUUCACUCAAACUCAGGAUAACCCAUGUGCUGGCCGGUGGAAGAACAUGAAGGACAAGAAGACUAGAAAAAUGUGGGGUGUUUUUGACGAAUCUGGAAUAUUCAUGGUGGUUUGUCGCCAUGGGUAUUGGAGUUUGAGUUUCCAUUCUUGGGCUGAUUAA
Messenger RNA from Suillus discolor, 375 nucleotides. RefSeq lists its product as uncharacterized. The coding region runs from base 1 to 375 and encodes 124 amino acids. NCBI's taxonomy places the organism in Eukaryota, Fungi, Basidiomycota, Agaricomycetes, Boletales, Suillaceae. The record is from RefSeq and is a predicted model, not a curated record. The transcript has 2 exons.